Messenger RNA from Phaedon cochleariae (mustard beetle), 1339 nucleotides. NCBI's taxonomy places the organism in Eukaryota, Metazoa, Arthropoda, Insecta, Coleoptera, Chrysomelidae. The record is from the annotation of a GenBank genome assembly.
AGCGUUGCAAAAUGACCGACCUCAAUACCAAUACGAUCACCACCAGAUCUUUGGGCAUUGGUUCCGAGGGUAUAAAGGACCAAUACGCGGACGGAAAAGCGGCCAAAGUUUGGGAAAUCUUCAUCGGAGACACGAAUUCCAGGACGCAAACCUACCGCAAUUUUCUGGUAGGUCUCCUGAGAGCCAGGGGAUGCAAAAGAAUAUUGGACGUAGCCUGUGGAACAGGGAUUGAUUCAAUUAUGUUGCUUGAAGAAGGUUUUGAAGUGAUAUCAGUUGACGCCUCAGACAAAAUGCUGAAGUAUGCUUUGAAAUCGCGGUGGAAUAGAAGGAAAGAGCCCCAAUUUGAUAGAUGGAUUAUUGAGGAAGCAAACUGGUUAACACUCUAUGAUGACAUCAAAGACCUCGUCGGAAAUGGUUUCGAUGCAGUUUUAUGCUUGGGAAACUCAUUCGCCCAUUUAUUAGACAGUUUUGGAGACCAACGAGAACAGAGACAAGCCAUGAAUAAUUUUGAAAAGUGUGUGAAACCCGGAGGUCUCCUGUUGAUCGACCAUAGAAAUUACGAUAAUAUAAUCAGUUCAGGCGAAACGGCAUCUAAAUGCUUGUAUUACAAUAGUAAUCACACUGUGGAUAUCAAGACUUCAGUGCUGUUUAUCGGAAGAGAACCAGCAUUGGUCACUUUAGAUUAUCUGAUAGAUGCUUCAUCAGCAAUUAAAAAUUCAUACACUAAUGGAAACGAGAACUCAUUGAGUGAAUUUCGUUUGUCAUACUAUCCCCACCGUUUGGAGGUAUUCAAAUCCAUGUUGAGAGAUGCUUUUGGUGGAGCAUCCGAAUACAAGAUUUAUGGCGAUUUCAAGACACUAGAAGAAGCUCCAGUUCCAGACUUCUAUAUACACGUAGUGCAAAAAUCUAUGCAGGCCUAAUACUAAUGAUAAAUGAAUAGUAAAUUCGUUUUUUUUUCUCAAUAUUAUAGAAUUAAGGUCAAAAUAUUAUAAAGCUUGAGGACCAUGAAAAAUAAUGGCGAUUGUAUUUGAUGGAAGAAAUUAAAAUUUAUUAGAUAAAUUCUAGACACAUUUUAAGAAUGUUGUUGACAUAAAAAUGAUUGAUUUUAAAAAUAACAAGAAUCGUUGGAAUGUGAGUUUUUAAUGAAGAUGUCAUGGUCGAAUUCAUAUUUUUGUUUAAACAAUGAGAAACAAAUUCGUUAUUUGGUAUAUUAAUCCAUCACAAUGAUAUACAUUUGUUUUAUGUGCCUUAUCACCAAAUUAUUAUCCAGACAUGCAUCUAACUAAAAUAUAAAGCUUUAUAAUUUCACAGAUACCUACAUUAAAAUUAUCCUUAAUUC